UUCCCCUGCUUCCCUCCCUCCCACCCUAGAUAGCGAGGAAGGCGCCUCCGGGCAGGGCCGCUCGCCUCCGUCUCCCCGUCCCCUCUCUCCGAGCCCCGCUCCCCGGCCCGGCCGCCGCCCGGCGCCAUGGCGUGCGGCGCCACUUUGAAAAGGACUCUGGAUUUCGACCCGCUGCUCAGCCCGGCGUCCCCGAAGCGGAGGCGAUGUGCGCCAUUGUCAGCCCCGGCCUCGGCCGCCGCCUCCUCUUCCUCCUUCGCCUCCCCGCAGAAAUACCUGCGCAUGGAGCCCUCGCCCUUCGGAGAGGUGUCCUCCCGGCUCACCACAGAACAAAUUCUGUACAACAUAAAACAGGAGUACAAACGCAUGCAGAAGAGGAGACACUUAGAAAAUAGCUUCCAGCAGACAGAUCCUUGUUGUUCUACUGAUGCACAGCCACAUGCAUUUCUUCUUACUGGACCAGCUUUGCCAGGUACUUCAUCUGCAGCAUCAUCACCAUUGAAAAAAGAACAGCCUCUGUUUACUCUCAGACAAGUUGGAAUGAUCUGUGAACGUUUGCUGAAAGAACGUGAAGAGAAAAUUCGUGAAGAGUAUGAAGAAAUUUUGACCACAAAACUUGCAGAACAAUACGACGCGUUUGUGAAGUUCACGCAUGAUCAAAUCAUGCGACGAUAUGGAGAACAGCCCGCCAGUUACGUUUCAUGAAUCACAUUUUCUGCAUAUGUGGGCUGCCCCAUCCACCCCGUUUUAUUGUUGCAAGCUGUCCCAGUAAUGACUUGCAGCAAUGCCAUAUUUUUUCCCCCUGUGAACACAGGUUAUUUCAAGCUUUUGUCAGUGGCAACCACUCUUAUGCAGCAACUGGUUUUGGAGUGCUCCCUGAUGUCAGUACCACCUGGAUGUGGACCUUUGCUACCUGUAAUAAUACCAGUGGCCUCAUUUGCUGUAUCAUUACAAUUUGGCUUCUUAUGUUAAUAAGUUUGAAAAAGUAAAGGAUUAAAGCUGAUGUUCUAGAAGUUGCCCUUCACUGGUUGUGUAAAUAAAAAUGUAGAAUGACACUUCUGACUGAAGUUAGUGUGGUUUUCAUAACUGUGCACUACAACAAAGCUGUAAUCACAGUUAAAUUAGAAUGUAAUCCCAGGACAAUUUUAAGCAAAUAGCCCACAGUACUGCCUGUGAAAUAGUGAAGGAGGGCAUUUCUGUAUUCCAUGACUUUUUUGGGGGUUAAGAAUGGGUUUAUAUGAUUUCUCAUUUUUGUAGUUUUUAUUUAUUCUCUCAGUCUUUAACAAAUGUUUAUUGCUGCAAUUUUUCAGUGUAUCAUUGUUUUACUGCCCUUGUAGUACUGGAAUUUAGUUGGAAGAAUAAAACAUUUACUUCUAA
This is a messenger RNA of Lagopus muta (rock ptarmigan), 1374 nucleotides long. It is a transcript of the gene AKIRIN2, whose product is annotated as akirin 2. NCBI's taxonomy places the organism in Eukaryota, Metazoa, Chordata, Aves, Galliformes, Phasianidae. The coding region runs from base 127 to 702 and encodes 191 amino acids. Gene Ontology annotation, cellular component: chromatin; nucleus. The transcript has 5 exons. Gene Ontology annotation, biological process: positive regulation of transcription by RNA polymerase II; positive regulation of innate immune response. Gene Ontology annotation, molecular function: transcription coregulator activity. The record is from RefSeq and is a predicted model, not a curated record.